This is a messenger RNA of Pan troglodytes (chimpanzee), 8478 nucleotides long. It is a transcript of the gene CNNM3, whose product is annotated as cyclin and CBS domain divalent metal cation transport mediator 3. Lineage: Eukaryota; Metazoa; Chordata; Mammalia; Primates; Hominidae. Gene Ontology annotation, biological process: magnesium ion homeostasis; transport. The transcript is spliced from 7 exons. Gene Ontology annotation, molecular function: transmembrane transporter activity. The record is from RefSeq and is a predicted model, not a curated record. Gene Ontology annotation, cellular component: plasma membrane. The coding region runs from base 79 to 2274 and encodes 731 amino acids.
GAGCCGUAACGAUUGGCCCGGGGAGGCGCGGGGCGAGCGGGGUAGGCUGCGCGAGAGGCCGAGAGGGGGCAGCAGGCGAUGGCGGCGGCGGUAGCUGAGGCGGGUCGGUUAGGCUGGUUGUUCGCCGCGCUCUGCCUGGGCAACGCCGCGGGGGAGGCCGCGCCGGGCCCGCGAGUGCUGGGCUUCUGCCUGGAGGAGGAUGGAGCGGCGGGCGCGGGUUGGGUACGCGGAGGGGCGGCGCGAGACACGCCGGACGCCACCUUCCUCCUGCGCCUCUUCGGCCCGGGCUUCGCCAACAGCUCUUGGUCCUGGGUGGCCCCGGAGGGGGCGGGCUGCCGGGAGGAGGCGGCGGCCCCCGCGGGCGAGUGGCGCGCGCUGCUGCGCUUGCGCCUGCGGGCCGAGGCCGUGCGCCCGCACUCGGCGCUGCUGGCGGUGCGCGUGGAGCCGGGUGGCGGGGCGGCCGAGGAGGCGGCGCCGCCCUGGGCUCUGGGCCUGGGGGCGGCCGGGCUGCUGGCGCUGGCAGCGCUGGCGCGAGGCCUGCAGCUGAGCGCGCUGGCGCUGGCGCCUGCCGAGGUGCAGGUGCUGCGCGAGAGCGGCUCGGAGGCGGAGCGUGCGGCGGCGCGGCGUUUGGAGCCCGCGCGGCGCUGGGCCGGCUGCGCCUUGGGCGCGCUGCUGCUGCUGGCCAGCCUGGCGCAGGCGGCGCUGGCGGUGCUGCUGUACCGCGCGGCCGGCCAGCGUGCGGUGCCCGCCGUGUUGGGCAGCGCGGGGCUCGUGUUCCUGGUGGGAGAGGUGGUGCCGGCCGCCGUGAGCGGGCGCUGGACGCUAGCGCUGGCGCCGCGAGCGCUCGGCCUCAGCCGCCUGGCCGUCCUGCUCACUCUGCCCGUCGCGCUGCCCGUGGGGCAGCUGCUGGAGCUGGCGGCGCGGCCCGGGCGGCUGCGGGAGCGGGUGCUGGAGCUGGCGCGCGGCGGCGGCGACCCCUACAGCGAUCUCAGCAAGGGCGUGCUGCGCUGCCGGACCGUGGAGGACGUGCUCACGCCCCUCGAAGACUGCUUCAUGCUGGACGCUAGCACCGUGCUGGACUUCGGCGUCCUGGCCAGCAUCAUGCAGAGCGGCCACACGCGCAUCCCGGUGUACGAGGAGGAGCGCUCCAACAUCGUGGACAUGCUCUACCUCAAGGACUUGGCCUUCGUGGAUCCCGAAGACUGCACGCCGCUCAGCACCAUCACUCGUUUCUACAACCAUCCGCUCCACUUCGUCUUCAACGACACCAAGCUGGACGCUGUCCUGGAGGAAUUCAAGCGAGGGAAGUCCCACCUGGCCAUCGUGCAGAAGGUGAACAACGAGGGUGAAGGCGACCCCUUCUACGAGGUCCUGGGCCUGGUCACCCUGGAGGACGUGAUCGAGGAGAUCAUCAGGUCCGAGAUCCUGGACGAGUCUGAAGACUACCGAGACACCGUGGUGAAGAGGAAGCCUGCUUCUCUGAUGGCCCCUCUGAAGCGGAAGGAGGAGUUCUCCUUGUUCAAGGUGUCUGAUGAUGAAUAUAAAGUAAAAAUCUCGCCUCAGCUGCUCUUGGCCACCCAGCGCUUCCUGUCCCGAGAAGUGGAUGUAUUCAGCCCGCUGCGCAUCUCUGAGAAGGUCCUGCUGCACCUGUUGAAGCAUCCCAGUGUCAACCAGGAAGUGAGGUUUGACGAGAGCAACCGGCUGGCCACACACCACUACCUGUACCAGCGCAGCCAGCCGGUGGAUUACUUCAUUCUCAUCCUGCAGGGCAGGGUUGAAGUGGAGAUCGGGAAAGAGGGUCUGAAGUUCGAGAAUGGGGCCUUCACGUACUAUGGAGUGUCGGCCCUAACUGUGCCAUCCUCGGUUCACCAGUCCCCAGUGUCCUCGCUCCAGCCCAUCCGCCAUGACCUGCAGCCCGACCCAGGUGACGGCACGCAUUCAUCUGCGUAUUGUCCCGACUACACCGUGAGGGCGCUCUCUGAUCUGCAGCUCAUCAAGGUUACGCGACUGCAGUACCUCAAUGCACUCCUGGCUACCCGAGCCCAGAACCUGCCACAGUCCCCUGAGAACACCGACCUGCAGGUUAUUCCAGGCAGCCAGACCAGGCUCCUUGGUGAGAAGACCACCACAGCGGCAGGUGAGUGCCGAGUGGUACAUCGUGCACGGUGUCUGCACCUGAGGGCCAUGAGCUCACACACACAGACUUGCACUCUCGCCGCCCCCCCGCCCUCUGUCUUUUUUCUCUCUUUUCUCCCCAUCCUUUUCCCUUCUUGAUAUAUAUCUAUAUAUCUAUAUAUAUCUAUAUCUAUAUACCUAUAUAUAUCUAUAUCUAUAUAUCUAUCUAUAUCUAUAUCUAUAUAUAUAUAUAUAUAUAUAAUUUUUUUUUUUUUUUUUUGAGAUGGAGUCUUACUUACUCUGUUGCUCUGUUGCCCAGGCUGGAGUACAAUGGUGUGAUCUCGGCUCACUGCAACCUCCAGCUCCUGGGUUCAAGCAAUUCUCCUGUCUCAGACUCCUGAGUAGCUGGGAUUACAGGCGCCCACCACCACGCCUGGCCAAUUUUUGUAUUUUUAGUAGAGAUGGGGUUUCACCAUGUUGGCCAGGCUGGUCUUGAACUCCUGACCUCAGAUGAUCCGCCUGCCUCACCUUCCCAAAGUGCUGGGAUUACAGGCAUGAACCACUGUGCCCAACCCCCUUCUUGCUUUUUUUUUUUUUUUAAUUCUUCAUUAUUCAACUUGAACUUCUUGCUGUCUUUAAUAGCAUGGAUGACACCAAACUAUAGACUAACUGGUAUUUAGAGUAGAGUAUAGUAAGUCGGUAUUUCUCUCAAGGACGUCUUAGAAUGGAUUGACUUAAUCAGAGAUUUGUUGGGAAGUGGGAAUAAGUUUUAGUUCAGACACUCUUUUGGCCAUUUAAGAUUAAGUUUAGGUCACUUUGAGUCAGCAGUGGCCCUGGCUUAGAGGGUGUGUGGCUGGCAGACACCAUCCUAGACACUAGAAGGGCAUUUGUGAAGAGUUUGGUCAGUUCAUACUAAUAUUUAAGCGUGGCCCAUCCAGUGCUCCACUGCGAGCAGGAAGAUUGUGUUGGAAGAAAUUUUGCAAAUGGAACUAAAGGUUGUGGGAUAUGGAACCCCAUCCCCACACUGCAAGGAGGGAGGUGAAAGAGUCUGAAGUGUAGGCUGUGGGUAGGAGUGGUGAAGGGUUUCUUGUUCUUGUUUUUCAAGAAGAUACUUUAAUUCUGAUUGCGUUCCUAAGGUUGGGGUCAGAGAUAUGCCUGAACUUGAGAUUCCUGGAAGAGCUGGUGGGGCUGUGGAGGGAGCUGCAGGCUUGCUUCCUCCCACCCCCACCUGCCCCACCACGAGGAAGACAAGCUGUUAUCAACGCUUCCUCUGCCAGGCACUGUGCUAGGAGCUUCCAUGUCUAACUCUGCUAACCUCCCCGUGGCCAGAGGGGUGCUAGCUGUUCUGCCUGUUCUACAGGGCAGGAAUGAGAGCCAGAGAGAAGGCCCAGGGACUCUGACCUGCUUCCUGUAGGCCUCCCGUGGAGCCACUGUGGCUGCUCAGACCCACACUCGAGAGCACAAACAUGUUUUUCUAAUAGUCCUUUCUGAAUUGUGAGGUCACAUGCAGGUGCAAGGGACAGAAAUCCCACCCUGGGCCAUGUGGAUGCUUCAGCCCCUGUGGGCUCCAGAUCUGGGUGUUGGCAAAAAGGCAGCAGGUGAGGUCGUGCUGCUUAAGUCUUGGAUCUGGGGAUGGGUUGCAUCUAUUCCUAAAGAGAUCUCUCUAAGGAUGAUGCUGCACUUUUUUUUAAGAGAUAAGGUCUUGCCAUGGUGCCCAGGCUGGCUUCAUACUCUGGGCUCAAGUGAUCCUCCUGCCUCAGCCUCCAAAGUAGCUGGACGAGUAGCUAGUGCCGCACCUUUUAGGGUUGUUGAGGCUUCUGUGCUUACCCACUGUGAUGGUUUCUUAUUGUAUGGGGUGCCCCUUCUACAGAAGUUCACAUUGUCACAUUACACUGGGGUCUCAGAGGCCAAGGUGUUGUGUUUUAAAAAUGGGAGUGUUUUGGUUUUGGUUCUCCCACAUGUGAGCCUUUUUCUGGCUCACUGCUACUCAGACUGCACGUGUUGUAGUGAAGAUACAGACCUAAUCCCAGAAUAAUGCUCUUCCCAUCACUGCACACCCGGAGAUUUUUAAAUAAUCUUCACUGGGCCGUCCUGUAAGAGAAUAGUUGAUAGUGGCUUUGUGGGUCAUUUCCUCUUUGUAAUGGAUUAUUCUCUAGACACAAUGUUGGUUAUUUUCACUUAAGUACAACCUGACAGUUGCUUCAGUGAGGCUGGCCUGCUGUCUUUCUGUUUCUUGCCUGAACUCGGGUUGUCCUGCAUUUUGUCCCGUGAGCUUGGCACUUCACUGUCCGGAGGAGCGUAGGGCCGCUGCACACCUGGAGAUUUUGGUGGGGCACUGCUUAAAUCAUGCAGAUGAGAACCAGUUUCUGGAGACCUUGGCACUAGACGCCCAGCAGAGAAGUGCUUUUUUGAGACUUGGAAGACACAAUAAUUUUAAAUUGCCUACAGCAGGGGUUGGCAAAUAGUGGUGCAAGGGCCACAUCUGGCUAGCAGCCUAUUUUUGAGAAUGAAGUUUUAUGAGAACCCACACAUCCGUUUGUAGAUUGCUAUGGCUGCCUUUGAGUUACAGCAGUGGAGCCGAGUAGCUGUGACAGAGACUAUAUGACCUACAAAAACUAAAAAUAUUGGUCCUUUACAGAAAAAGUUGUCUGACCCCUGGCCUACCAUUUCAAAUCCUGGGUAGGUCCUCCACGUCAGUUCUUCAUGGAACUGUAUUGCCGAGGGAAAGGCAGUCCCCACACUGUGCAGCCCUCCAUGUUGUGCUCCUGGCUUUCUCUGCCAUCCUGAGCCGCAGGCUGUGGGGCAGCGCAGCACCAGCACUGCAGCUGCCAGCUCUCCCUCAGCUUCCCCUGCCCGGGGCACCGGCCCUCUCCAUGGUGCUGCCCGGAGCCGAGAGGCACAACCAUUUCUGCUCAAUAGCUUCUCCUCUUCUUUCUCUCUCUGCUCUCUUUAGCCUUCCCAGUAGACCUUUCCUUCUUUGGCACAGUUGGAAACUGCAGUUGAUAAAUGACUGUGGACUAGUGCGUGUUUUUUGUUUUCAGAGCACACGCAAGGUAAAUAUCUUCCCGCUCCCUGCCCCUUCACUUCCCUUUCCUGGCCCUUCAGCUGAGAGAGGAGCAGAGCCCACGGCUCCCCAGGCUGGGGGGCAUUUUUCUCCAGGGGUGUGGGGUGGGCGCUCCCUUCCAUCCUUCUGGAAGACAGGAGGGGUCGUGAGACUCCUCCACUGUGGAAAAUGGUGCUUCCUUCCAGCACAGGGUGCUGUAUUGUCCCGGGAAGGUGCCUCUUGUUCAGCAUAAUGACCUGGGACCCUCGGGGCCAGAAAUCCACAGCCCCAGCUUCCCCAUCUCCCAGGGAAGGCAUCUGUUAGCUGACCAUCUGCUAACCAGUCGCUCCUGUUUCUGCUCUGAUACUUCCCAAGGCAUCCUGAAGCACCUGUCUUAGCUGCCCCUUCCUGUCCCACAGAGGAUUUGGCACUUGGUUUUGACAGGAUACUUUACCAGCUUUGAUGUUAAUUCUCCUUCCCUUGUCUCCUGUAGGGUCCAGCCACAGCAGGCCCGGCGUCCCGGUGGAAGGCAGCCCUGGGCGGAACCCAGGCGUUUAAUGGCUCACUAGGCAGCCCCAGAUCUGGGGAACAGAUGAGCACGUGGGGAGCUGGAGUGAGCUGAGCAGAAGUUUUGUGCCCGCCUGCCCCCAUCCCCUCCAGGCCACGUUUUAGAUGGCCCUUGUAGAUGCGGGUCCUGGGUGUCCUCAGAACUAGACAUCAAUGCCUGAAUCCUUCAGCCGGCCCUGCCCUCCUUUAGGAGACAGGAGUCACCAGGGCACAGCCCUCCAGGCCCGCCUCAGGAAGGAACGAAAGGAAUGCCAUCAUCUCUAGUCCCCAGGGCCCAGCCUUCCCCUUCUCCCCCAAGGCAGGGACAGUGCAGCAUAUUCAGAUUCAGACCUCUUUGGGCCGAGCCACCUUGUGAGUGCAGUUACUGCCUUUGUGUGGCCGUGACCUCUAUUUGUUUGCUUUUAAUUUGCCAACCUAUCGCUGCUGGCAGCACUUUUUGAGCAAGCCGAGAGCACCCAUUUUGGCUGGGGGUUCAGAUCGAUGGCCUUGUCCAUGUUGUCCUUUCUGGCUUCCCUGACGGUGUCAUGUUUCAGCACAUGCGCCCCAGCCUUUCCCAUGUGCCAAACCAGAAGCUCCACUGCCCGUAGGCUGUCCCUGUAGCCCUGCUCCCUCCCUGGAGGCUGCUCUUCUGAUUCUGAGAGCUGGCCUAGUGGUGCUGAGGGCCCCUUUCUGCUUCUCUGCCCACCUGCUGAGUUGCCACUCGCAGUGUUGUCAGUUCCCGUGUUCUGAGAAGAGGUCAUGCCUGGGAGGAAGGGAUCGUCAUGCUGCAUCGAAUCCUCUCUCCGCCGUGUGGCCCCCAGGAGAGUAGCUGCCUGUUGCACCUGCUCCACACCUCCCCACAGCCUCCCUGCAGGUGCUGUGUGGCCGUGAUGUGCAGAGAGCAGUGAGGGAGGGUUCAUGAACCAGGUGGAUCCUCUUUAAAAAAAAAAAUCCGUUUUUGUUAUAUCUCUAGAACAUUUCAAGUCUUUUCCUUUUUUUCUGUUCCUAGCUAUGGGGUUUUAGAGAAGUGGGAACAGGAAGGCAUUUGUCUUUUUCUUCUAAUUUACUACAUUUUCCUUCCGUAGUUCUUCAGCUGUGUGGAAACGGGCAUCACAAGGACAUAGGAUCAUAGAUUGGGUAGGGAGGGAGGAGGAUUUCUGGAACUUUUCUCAAAGGAAUUUGGACCCUUAUAAAUGGGACUGGAGGUCAAAACAACAGUGGUAUCCUUGCUUAGAAAUUGUCCUCAAGGAAUAAACUCUGAGAGCAAGCCCGGGUUGGAAACAGAUGCUUUAAAAUCCUCUCUCCAGAACAGUGGUUUUUUGUUUGUUUAUUUGAGAUGGAGUCUCACUCUGUCUCCCAGGCUGGAGUGCAGUGGUGCGAUCUUGGCUCACUGCAACCUCCACCUCCCAGGUUCAAGCCAUUCUCCUGUCUCAGCCCCCUGAGUAGCUGGGAUUACAGGUGCCCACCACCACACCCGGCUAAUUUUUGUAUUUUUAGUAGAGACGGGGUUUCACCAUGUUGGCCAGGCUGAUCUUGAACUCCUGACCUCAGGUGAUCUGCCUGCCUUGGCCUCCCAAAGUGCUGGGAUUAUAGGUGUGAGCUAAGAUCAGGGAUUCUUAACCUUGGCUGCACACCAGAAUCACCUGGCAAAUUAAAAAUACGUGGACCUGCCACCAGAGCUUGUGAUUUAAUCAAUCAGAGUCGGCAUCAGAGUUUUCAAUUUUUUAUUUAUUUAUUAUUAUUAUUAUUUUUUUUUUUUUUGAGACAAGAUCUUGCUCUGUCGCCCAGACUGGAGUGCAGUGGUGUGAUCACGGCUUGCUGCAGCCUCGACCUCCCUGGUUCAGGCCAUCCUGCCACCUCAGCCUCCUGAGUAGUAGGGACUACAGGUAGGCACCACCACACCCAGCUAAUACUUUUAAUUUUUUUUUGUAGAGAUAGGGUCUCAUUAUGUUGCCUGGGAUAGUCUCGAACUCCUAGGCUCAAGCGAUCCUCCUGCCUCGGCCUCCCAAAGUGUUGAGAUUAUAGGCGUGAGCCACCGUGCCCAGAUUCACAGAAGAGUUUCAUACACCUUUCACCCAGGUUCCCCUAAUGUUAACAGCUUACAUAUAACCUUGGCACAUUUAUCAAAACUAAAGGUGCAAUCAUACUAUUAGCUAGAGUUUAUUUGGAUUUUACCAUUUUUCCCAAUGUCCCUUUUCUGCUGCAGCAGCCAAUCCAGGAUGCCAUACUGCACUUAGAGCUGUUGCUUUCUUUUUUCCUAACUUUAUAUUUUGAAAUAAUUUCAGAUGAUAGGAAGUUGUAAAGGUAAGGGCCCCACGCACCCUUCAUCUAGUUUCCCUCCAUGGUUACAUCUUAUAUGGUUGUAAUGCAGUAUUCCAACAAAGACUUUGACACUGGUGCAAUGUGGGUGGACAGUCCAAAUCAUUUGUCACCUCUGUGUAACUACCACUGCAAUCAUGAUAAAGAAGUCCCAUCCCCACAAGGAUCUCCCUCCCCACCUUCCCUAACUCCUGGUAACCACUAAUCGUUCAUCUCUUAUUUUGUCAUUUCAAGAAUGUUGUAUAAAUGGGAGCAUAGCGUGUAAGCAUUCGGGAUUGUCUUUUUUCACUCAGCAUCAUUCUCGGGAGAUCAUCCAGGUGUUGCAUGUGUCAACAGUUUGCUCCUUUUUAUUGCUGAGUGGUAUUCCGUGGUGUAUGCAUUGGCCCCCUGAAGGACACCUGGGAUGUUUCCAGUUUGGGGCUAUUCCAAAUAAAGCUGCUACGACUAUUCACGUA